ACUCGGUGUCCCAGCAUGGCGCGGACCCGGAAGGCCGGUGCCGAGAGGGCGUCCCGCCGCCGCCCGGGGCGCGCAGGCGCAGCGCCCCUGUUUGUCGGCGCCUGAGAAGGGAGGAGGGACGGUCGAAGGCUGGAAGCCAGGCCGAGCCGGAGCUGAACCUGCCGUGACUCGGGCCCGGAACUAGGCUCCAGCCCCGCGCGGACCGGGCCGUGCGACCUCGGCGCGGAUGGAGCAGGCCCGGCCCUGAGACCAACGGCAGCCCACCGGGCCUGGCUCGGGGCCCACCGGGCGGGCAGGCAGGCGGGCCGAAGCCGCCCAGGGCUUCCCCUCCGGUCCCGGGCGACGGGCCUAGGCCCCGCCCCGCUCCCAGGCCCGGCCCGGCCCGGCCCUUUGGAUCCGGAGUCCGCCCGGCCCGGAGUGGGGCCUUCGCCGGGGCGGGGCCACAGGCCGGUGACUAGGCCGGGCCCGGGCCUCCCGUCGGGGCCGGAGGGGGACGAGGCCCCGGGGAGGCCCCUAGCCCACCAGACGCGCCGCCCAGGCCGCCGCCCGCCGCGAAGAUGCAGCGCGCCCUGCCCGGCGCCCGCCAGCACUUGGGGGCCAUCGUGGCCAGCGCCAGCGUGGUGGUGAAGGCCCUGUGCGCCGCGGUGCUGCUGCUCUACCUGCUGUCCUUCGCCGUGGACACGGGCUGCCUGGCGGUCACCCCGGGCUACCUCUUCCCGCCCAACUUCUGGAUCUGGACCCUGGCCACCCACGGGCUGAUGGAGCAGCACGUGUGGGACGUGGCCAUCAGCCUGGCCACGGUGGCGGUGGCCGGGCGCCUGCUGGAGCCCCUGUGGGGGGCCCUGGAGCUGCUCAUCUUCUUCGCGGUGGUGAACGUGUCCGUGGGGCUGCUGGGGGCCUUCGCCUACCUCCUCACCUACAUGGCCUCCUUCAACCUGGCGUACCUGUUCACCGUGCGCAUCCACGGGGCGCUGGGCUUCCUGGGCGGCGUGCUGGUGGCGCUGAAGCAGACCAUGGGGGACUGCGUGGUGCUGCGCGUGCCGCAGGUGCGCCUGAGCGUGCUGCCCAUGCUGCUGCUGGCGCUGCUGCUGCUGCUGCGCCUGGCCGCGCUGCUGGCCGGGCCCGCGCUGGCCUCCUACGGCUUCGGGCUGCUCUCCGGCUGGGUCUACCUGCGCUUCUACCAGCGCCACAGCCGCGGCCGCGGGGACAUGGCCGACCACUUUGCGUUCGCCACCUUCUUCCCCGAGAUCCUGCAGCCCGUGGUGGGGCUGCUGGCGAGCGUGGUGCACAGCCUCCUGGUGAAGGUGAAGAUUUGCCAGAAGACGGUGAAGCGCUACGACGUGGGGGCCCCGUCCUCCAUCACCAUCAGCCUCCCGGGCACGGACCCCCAGGACGCGGAGCGGAGAAGGCAACUGGCCCUGAAGGCCCUCAACGAGCGACUGAAGAGAGUGGAGGACCAGUCCGUCUGGCCGAGCAUGGACGAUGACGAAGAGGAGGCCGGGGCCAAGGUGGACAGCCCUCUGCUCUCAGACAAGGCCCCCACCGUCCCAGGGAAAGGGGCUGCCCCCGAGUCCAGCCUGAUCACCUUCGAGGCAGCCCCCCCGGAGCUGUAGCUCCAGACCUCCUGCUCUCCCACUCAACACCUCCUCAGCGCGGAGGAGCGGGAAGAUGUCCGCCGGGGGUCUCCGCGGCCUCCGCUCUCUCGCCAACACUACCCAGGACUCCUGCUGCCUGGUCACAGCUCCGACAACCACUAUGUCAGGACCAGCGGCCGAGGCUGCGAGGUAAGGCUGCACCUUGGCAGGCCGCCCAAGCAAGUGGCAGCGGGGACACUGGUGCCGCAGCCUCCGGCACCCCUCACACCUGCUCCGGGGGCCGAGGGCCCUGAGCCAAGGCAAGGAUUUGCCAAAACGCCCUGGGGGUCCAGCCAGUGUGGGAGCCAGCACAGGGCUGCACCUGCCCCCGAGGACUGUAUUCACCCGAGACCCCAUUCCCUCCGCUGCGGCCGCUGCUCCAGCCCGGAGCUGCCGGCUCCCAGGGUUUUCUACGACCACUGAGCGGGCGGGCGGUGGCGGGCCCAGCGCGGUGUCAAUAAAGAGUUCUUUGCGGUAUG
Messenger RNA from Pipistrellus kuhlii (Kuhl's pipistrelle), 2113 nucleotides. It is a transcript of the gene TMEM115, whose product is annotated as transmembrane protein 115. Gene Ontology annotation, biological process: retrograde vesicle-mediated transport, Golgi to endoplasmic reticulum. The record is from RefSeq and is a predicted model, not a curated record. Bases 558 to 1613 code for a protein of 351 amino acids. Gene Ontology annotation, cellular component: Golgi apparatus; membrane. The transcript is spliced from 2 exons. NCBI's taxonomy places the organism in Eukaryota, Metazoa, Chordata, Mammalia, Chiroptera, Vespertilionidae.